Messenger RNA from Nicrophorus vespilloides, 1348 nucleotides. Its product is annotated as probable queuine tRNA-ribosyltransferase. Gene Ontology annotation, molecular function: tRNA-guanosine(34) queuine transglycosylase activity. Gene Ontology annotation, cellular component: cytosol. The record is from RefSeq and is a predicted model, not a curated record. NCBI's taxonomy places the organism in Eukaryota, Metazoa, Arthropoda, Insecta, Coleoptera, Silphidae. The transcript is spliced from 5 exons. The coding region runs from base 103 to 1329 and encodes 408 amino acids.
CCGGGAUUUCAAACGUCGGAAUUCCGAACAUGGGAUUUCGGUUGUCGGGCUUGCGAUUGCCACCGUUUUGUAACCUAUGAGCGAUAUAACCUCUAAAAUUACAUGUCUGCAUUGAAGAAAUUAGUAAACACAACCAAAAUGGUAACAGAAAAGUGCCCUUUAGUGUUCAAUGUAUUGGCAGAAUGCGAAACAACCAAAGCUCGGGUUGGAAAGAUGUGUUUGCCUCAUAGUGAUGUUGAUACCCCUGUGUUUAUGCCUGUUGGAACACAAGGAACUCUGAAAGGACUUCUACCUGAUCAAAUAGAUAGUUUAGGACUACAAAUCAUGUUAUCAAAUACUUACCAUUUGGGAACUAGACCUGGUCCUGAGAUUUUGGAGAAGGCAGGAGGCUUGCACAAUUUCAUGAACUGGCAUGGUUCUUUAUUAACAGACUCAGGUGGUUUUCAAAUGGUUUCACUAUUGAAAUUGGCAGAAAUCAAUGAAGAAGGUGUAAAGUUUCAAUCACUGAAUGACCAAAAAUCAGAAGUUAUGUUAACACCAGAGCAUUCCAUUCAUAUUCAGAAUGCAAUAGGAGCAGAUAUUAUUAUGCAAUUAGAUGAUGUCAUCAAGACAACAAGUCCUGAUAAAGAUAGAAUUGAAGUGUCUGUACACAGGACAACUAGAUGGUUGGAUAGAUGUAUCAAAGCACACAAGAACCCAAAUACCCAAAAUAUAUUUCCAAUAGUUCAAGGUACAUUAUACCCUGAUUUAAGGGAAUUAAGUGCUAAAGAUCAUGUACGAAGAGAUGUGAGAGGGUUUGCAAUUGGUGGAUUAAGUGGAGGAGAGAGUAAAGAUGAUUUUUGGAAAAUGGUUCAUUUGUCAACUGGUCUUUUACCUAAAGAUAAACCAAGAUACUUAAUGGGAGUCGGAUUUGCUAUGGAUUUAGUUGUCUGUUCCGCAUUAGGUGUAGAUAUGUUUGACUGCGUUUUCCCCACAAGAACAGCUAGAUUUGGUUGUGCCUUAACAAUGACCGGACAAUUAAACUUGAGACAAAAAAACUACAAAAAAGAUUUUAGACCGAUCGACGAAAAUUGUACAUGUUCCACUUGCAAAACUUAUACAAGAGCUUACCUCCAUGGGAUUGUUACAGUUCAAACAGUUGCUUGCCACUUGCUAUCUGUACAUAACGUGGCCUUUCAAAUGCGUCUGAUGAAGACAAUCAGAGACAGCAUUACCAAUGGAACGUUCCCUGAAUUCGUUCAAAAGUAUUUCCUUAACUUAUUUCCUGAAAAGGAUUAUCCUAAAUGGAUUGUGGAUGCCUUAAAUGCAGUUAAUAUUAAACUGCUUUGAUUUUUAAACGAAAGUAAUA